Molecule: messenger RNA, 2019 nt
Organism: Prosopis cineraria
Lineage: Eukaryota; Viridiplantae; Streptophyta; Magnoliopsida; Fabales; Fabaceae
Product: chaperone protein dnaJ GFA2, mitochondrial
Biological process (GO): protein refolding; response to heat
Cellular component (GO): cytoplasm
Molecular function (GO): ATP binding; heat shock protein binding
Source: RefSeq, a predicted model, not a curated record
UGUACUUGGCGCCGAUCAAGUUGUCUCCCACAAGAUUGGGCCAUCGUCAGUACUCUCUCUCUCUCUCAUACGAAUAAAGGAUUCAGCCUUUCUUUCUCUCUCUUUCGCUGUCCCCUUGCCUCAGUCCCUACUAGAACCUUCCACUUCUUCCGAUUAGGGUUUUUCCGGGGUUUAGCGCUCUCAAUUACCACCACUCGUAUCCAUCGUCUUUCCUAAACACCACCUUUGAUCCUUAACACGUACAUUAGAAUCCUUAAGCUCCAAUAUGGUUCGCUCCAAUGGCAUCAGGCUGAUUCGAUGGGCUGCUCGUCGAUCUCUCGCCUCAAACUACCCCCGGGACACAGCGCAUGACGUGCACGAGGCUGUGUCCCAAAGAGGUUAUAAGACAUUGAAUUCGGGGGUUUGCAAGCCAUCUAGAAUCAUUGGAAGUUACACUUCAAAUGUUGGAGAUAUUGUUCAUAUGAAGAACCGGUUACUGUUGGGAGCAAUGAAUUCGUAUUGGGGCACAGCUAGAUUCAUUCAUGGCACAGCUUCAUUGGCAAGAGAUUAUUAUGAUGUUCUUGGUGUGAGUAAGAAUGCAAGCGCGUCUGAAAUAAAGAAAGCAUACUAUGGGCUUGCAAAGAAGCUCCAUCCAGACACAAACAAAGAUGAUCCAGAAGCGGAAAAGAAAUUUCAAGAAGUUUCAAUGGCAUAUGAGGUUUUGAAGGACGAGGAAAAGCGGCAACAAUAUGAUCAGGUUGGCCAUGAUGCCUAUGUAAAUCAACAAAGCAAUGGUUUUGGAGGUGAUGCUGGCUUUAAUCCGUUUGAGCAGAUAUUCCGUGACCAUGAUUUUGUCAAGAACUUCUUUCAUCAAAAUGUUGGAGGAGAGGAUGUCAAGACCUUUGUUGAACUAUCAUUUAUGGAAGCUGUUCAAGGAUGCUCCAAAACUGUGUCAUUUCAAACUGAUGUGCUUUGUAAUGCUUGUGGUGGUAGUGGCGUUCCUCCUGGAACAAGACCUGAAACUUGCAAACGCUGUAAAGGGUCUGGUGUGAAUUUUGUACAAGCUGGCAUAUUCAGGAUGGAGAGUACCUGCACCACAUGCAAGGGAACUGGGAAAAUUGUAUCGAGCUUCUGCAAGUCUUGCAGAGGUGCAAAGGUUAUCAAAGGAACAAAAUCGGUCAAGUUGGAUUUCGUGCCUGGGAUUGACAACAAUGAGACUAUAAAAGUUUAUAGAAGUGGUGGAGCAGACCCUGACGGAGAUCACCCAGGUGCUUAUGUCAUUGUCAGGGUCAGAGAAGACCCUGUUUUCCGACGAGAAGGAUCUGAUAUUCAUGUGGAAGCUGUCUUAAGCAUCACUCAGGCAAUUUUGGGAGGAACCAUUCAGGUCCCCACUCUUACAGGAGAUGUUGUUCUCAAGGUUCGUCCUGGCACCCAAGCCGGUCAGAAGGUGGUUUUGAAAAAGAAAGGGAUCAAAACCAAAAACUCAUGGACAUUCGGGGAUCAAUAUGUUCAUUUUAAUGUCAGCAUCCCAACAAACCUAACACAGAGACAGCGCGAGUUAAUCGAGGAGUUUGCGAAGGAAGAGCAAGGGGAAGAUGUUAAACAGAGGGCUGCUUCAGGUUCUGGAUGAAAACGGUUCUUUUAUUAUCAUACAUACCGUGAUCAACAAAAGAAGAAAAGGGGUUUCUACACUUAUAUCAAUCAAUCUAGGCAGGGAAUCGCCUGGGGUAGAAUUUUUGUAGGAUUGGCAAUUUUGUGAUGUCCCUUGAGUGUAUUUUUCAUAAAAUGAUGGUUUACGGUCUAAUUUGAUGGAGAGGGCAAUUCCUGAACUCAGUGAUAUGUACAUAUUUUCCUUUUGAUUAUCUUAUGCAUUGGAGGUAGAAGGAAGGUCCAAGUUUACCCGCAGGCUGUCCUUUUUUGCGGUGUAAGGUGCCCUUGCUAGUUGCUAGAUAGGCUUAGAACCAUAAUAGAAUGUAAUAUUAUGAUUUAAAAUUUAUUCAGUGUGAAUUGUGGAAAAUACAUUCUUUACGUUUGACAAAA